Molecule: messenger RNA, 2548 nt
Organism: Xyrichtys novacula (pearly razorfish)
Lineage: Eukaryota; Metazoa; Chordata; Actinopteri; Labriformes; Labridae
Source: the annotation of a GenBank genome assembly
AGAUAACCAGUGGAUCUCUGUGAGUAGUCACCCUCUUAGCCAGGUAUGUAUUGGUUUUCUACUGAGUUAAUUAUUGGUAAAAAUGUAUUAUCUUACAUAUCUGAAGAAUUAGUUCUUUUAUUCCAAAUCCUAUUUUCAUCGUAUUAAUUUUUUUUAACUAAAAGGUGUUAUUUUGACUAAGUUUUAGCCACAUUGUACAUAAACUGAGCUACAAACAAAUCUCUGUUGCACUGAUUUUUGUCUAACUUCCUUCCUUUUUAUGUUUUUGCCUUUUUUCUGGUCCUAAACAGAAUGCUGCGCUUUGUUGUGUCACUCUGUCUCCUGGCUUUGUCCUGGGCACAGGACUGCCAGGUAGCCAACAUACAAGUCAUGCAGAACUUUGACAGAACAAGGGUGAGUUUCAAGUAUUUGGAGAUUUUCAAAUGAGAUUUACAUAUCGCUUUGCUUGAAUUUGUGAGAGAACUGAGCAGUGACGUGAAAUCACGUUUUCCUUCUCAUAGUACUCAGGGACAUGGUACGCCGUAGCAAAGAAGGACCCGGAAGGUUUGUUCCUGAUUGACAACAUUGUGGCUAAAUUUACCAUAGAAGAGAACGGCAAAAUGACCGCCACAGCUGAGGGCAGAGUCAUCAUCCUCAAGUGAGUUCUGCUGCUGUCUGUGAAAACUCAAGUUUUCCUCCAGUGGAGCUUAGAUUGUCUUACUAAAGCUAAUUUUACACUGUCUUACACUGUAUCUUUAUCGGCUUCCAGCAACUGGGAACUGUGUGCCCAGAUGUACGCAUCCUUUGAAAACACUCCUGACCCCGCCAAGUUCCGGAUGUCAUACUGGGGGGCUGCACAGUAUCUGCAGACUGGAGGUGAGUUUGUGAACAUUUCCAACACAAAAUAUAAUCUAUACUAACUUCUGACCUCUGUCGACAACAUUUUUCGCUUCAACAAACCAUAAAAAUUUGAAGCAUUAGCUUUGGGUCACAUGAGUAGGAGGGCACUGAUGUUUUGUCAUAGAAAUCAUUGUUGACUUUCAGGCAACUGUUGAUUUAAUUUCAUCACUAACUGGAUCUCUGUGACCUGACCUCAGCAAAUCAAUGGGACAAAAAAGCCUUUGAGGGCAGGGUCCAAAUGUCAUCGACUCUGUGGUUAUUCAGUAAUCAGUAUUUUGAUAUCUAAAUCAAAGCUGAGUCACAGUUUAAGGAUGACAUGUGACCGUUCAAUCAAUACUAUACCAGUGCUGACCUUGAUUCCCAUCAACAUGAAUGCAUAAGAUGUUUUCUUGAAGUUCAGUGACGGCAGAAAAAAAAAAAUCAACGUUCCCAUCUUUCCUGAGCACAAUGGUGAUAGGAUUAUUAGUUUUCUACACAGAUGAUGAUACUUGGAUUAGAUUUGAUUUGUGUCACUUGUAAUCCAUGUCUUACGAUAUACGGCUCUGAAAUACCCUGGAUUUCUUCCCCUAGAUGAUGAACAUUGGGUGAUAGACACUGACUACGACAACUAUGCCGUCCACUACUCCUGUAGAGUGGUUGACUCUGAUGGCACCUGCUUAGACAGCUACUCCUUCAUUUUCUCUCGUCAUCCAACUGGUCUGAGGCCGGAGGAUGUGCCUGUGGUUACCCAGAAGAAGAGGGAUCUCUGCCUCUACGGCAAAUACAGACGCGUUGAGCACAAUGGUGAGUUUCAGUGUGUGUUUCAUCAAUCAGUUAGGGAGGAGACUGGGUAAAGGAUAUAAUCAUCAAAACUGCCUACAUUUUUACUUCAUAUCCACUUGAGUAAUUAUCAGAUUUAUGUAUUAUGUCGAGUUUUCCUGCUUACAUUUUGACUAAAUGUUUUCUUUCUACUUUAGGCUUCUGUCUCGCAAACUCCAACUGAUCUGCUGACGCUCAGAAAUCUCCCCUUUAAAGCUCCCACCAUGGUGAUGGGGGCCCCUCUGCUGGUCUUGGGCUUGCAUCCCACCAGAGAUCUCUCCCCAUUGAGAGGGCUAAAGUGGCCCAUGUGUCUUUAAAACAGCUAACAAAAUAUGAGGAAAUCCAAACUGUCACAUUCCUACUUCUGUACUGCUAACAGAAAGAAAAGAUGACUGUUCAUCCUGUGCUGUUGUUCCUGACUUUGCGCACCAGUAAAAGAGGAUUUUUUCUAUUAAAAUCUUUAGUAUGUGUAAGUUUUGCGUAUGAACUUCAGAAUGUUAAAUAUUACUCCUCUUGGAAACCAGUGGAGUUUCCUUUGUUGUACCAAAGAGAAAACAAAACAUUAUUUUGCCGCUUAUCAGGCCAACGCCACAAAUAAUCUCUUUUAAAUGAAGCUGAGCACUCAGCAUUUCUGCAGCUCUGGACCAUCACAUGUUUACUGGAAAUACGAGGUUCACAAAUCACUGGCUUUGCUUUUACACUGAAAGACUGUUGUGCAGUAUAAAAGCAGAUGUUGUUAAUAAACUUCAACACAACCAUAUUGUAAAUCGUGUGGUACACAAGUAGUAGUAGUUGUUUGAUGAUUGUAUGAUGUACACUUCUUGAUCCAUUUUUGUGAAAUAAAACAUUCAGAACAUGCAGAACUCUUUGC